Microplitis demolitor is the source of this 267-nucleotide messenger RNA. RefSeq names its product GATA zinc finger domain-containing protein 15-like. The annotation marks the transcript as partial. The transcript has a single exon. The record is from RefSeq and is a predicted model, not a curated record. NCBI's taxonomy places the organism in Eukaryota, Metazoa, Arthropoda, Insecta, Hymenoptera, Braconidae.
AAUAAUAAUAAUAAUAAUAAUAAUAAUAAUAAUAAUAAUAAUAAUAAUAAUAAUAAUAAUAAUAAUAAUAAUAAUAAUAAUAAUAAUAAUAAUAAUAAUAAUAAUAAUAAUAAUAAUAAUAAUAAUAAUAAUAAUAAUAAUAAUGAUAAUAAUAAUAAUAAUAAUAAUAAUAAUAAUGAUAAUAAUAAUAAUAAUAAUAAUAAUAAUAAUAAUAAUAAUAAUAAUAAUGAUAAUAAUAAUAAUAAUAAUAAUAAUAAUAAUAAUAAU